GAGAGGCGGGUCUGCGGCAGCAGUUUCUGAGCUCACGCUGGUGGCGGGAGCCGGGAGCUUUCUCGCGUAGGUGGCAGCGCCUUUUUCACGUGGUGUUCUGCCUGAGACCGAGGCAGGUGCGCCACGGGCUCCCCAGCCGAGGCCUGGCUGUGGCUGGGGAGACAGUGAAAGACCCGGCUGGACAGGCCGGACCGGGCUCAGCACCGCAGGCUCAGACCCGGCCUUUAAGCGGACAAGCCUGAGAGAAGAGCCCAGAGCGGGGCUGGCGCUCAGAAAACUGCUGGGAAGCGGUGGCGCGAGGUGGGACCCAAAUGCUGGAGGAAGGAGCCCUCUUGAAGCAUCAGGGAUGUUCGGAAUGGGAGCCCGUUGGCUUCACCUCAUAUUGAGGAUGGGUUCAACCCAGUUGGAUUGUGAAAUCGUGGAGGAUACUGGAGAUUUAGAAUCAGAAGGCUAGGAUUCCUGUUUAAGCUCUGGGGUACCAGCCAGCUUUCUUAGCCUGUGUUUCUUCAUGGAGGAAAAGAGCCACCUUCUCCAGAUCCUGCCCUUCCCCAAGAGGAAGGCACAGAAGAGGAAGGAAUGGCAGGUGGUCUCCUCACAGCUGGGCCCCAAGGAUCCACACCUUUCAACAGUGUGACUGUAGCUUUUACCCAGAAGGGAUGGAGGCAGUUGGCCCCUACUCCAAGGGACAGGUUCAAGAAAGGGAUGCCAGAAAAGUCCAGAAACCUGGUCCUACUGGGACUUCCAGUCUCCCAGCCUGGUAUGAACUCCCAGUUUGAACAAAGGGAAGGUUCAUGGAUGCUAGAGAGAGAAGGCCUAAGGAGUACCUGUCCAGAUUGGAAGAUUGUAUCUGAAUCACCACCUGAACAAGACAUUUCUGAAGAAUCAUUCCAAGACCCAAGUGUAGAGAUGCCCUCUGGGGAGUCAGAUCACAGGAACAGUGAACUGGGGAAGAGCUUCAAUCUGAGACCAGUUCUUUCUCCACAGCAGAGAGUUCCUACAGAAGUGAGACCCCAUAAAUGUGAAACACACACAGAGAGCUUCAGGAAGAAUUCAGAUAUAAUUAAACCUCACAGAGCAAAGCCAUACAUAUGUAAUGAAUGUGGCAAAGCCUUCAGUUACUGUUCUUCCCUUUCUCAGCACCAGAAGAGCCACACUGGGGAGAAGCCAUAUGAGUGCAAUGAAUGCAGGAAGGCCUUCAGCCAGAGCUCAUCUCUUACUCAGCACCAGAGGAUUCACACCGGAGAGAAACCUUAUAAAUGCAGUGAAUGUGGAAGAGCCUUCAGCCAGAAUGCAAACCUUACAAAACACCAGCGAACUCAUACCGGAGAAAAGCCUUACAAAUGUAGUGAGUGUGAGAAAGCCUUCAGUGACUGUUCAGCCCUUGUUCAGCAUCAGAGAAUUCAUACUGGAGAGAAGCCUUAUGAAUGCAGUGACUGUGGGAAGGCCUUCCGCCACAGUGCAAAUCUUACAAACCACCAGCGGACUCAUACAGGGGAGAAGCCCUACAAGUGCAGCGAAUGUGGAAAAGCCUUCAGCUACUGUGCGGCAUUUAUUCAGCACCAGAGAAUCCAUACAGGGGAGAAACCCUACAAAUGUAAUGCAUGUGGGAAGGCCUUCAGCCAGAGUGCAAACCUCACAAACCACCAGAGGACUCACACUGGAGAGAAACCCUACAAGUGCAGUGAGUGCGGGAAGGCCUUCAGCCAAAGCACAAACCUUAUAAUCCACCAAAAGACCCACACUGGGGAGAAGCCUUAUAAAUGUAAUGAAUGUGGGAAAUUCUUCAGUGAGAGCUCAGCCCUUAUUCGACAUCAUAUAAUUCACACAGGAGAAAAACCCUAUGAGUGCAAUGAGUGUGGAAAGGCAUUUAACCAGAGCUCAUCCCUUAGUCAGCAUCAGAAAAUUCACACUGGUGUGAAACCUUAUGAAUGUAGUGAGUGUGGGAAGGCCUUCAGGUGUAGUUCAGCUUUCAUUAGACAUCAGAGACUCCAUGCUGGAGAGUAACUGGGAACAUAACCAAAGUGGAUGGGGACCUGACAGGUAAUUUGAAAGCAUCUGGGGACAUCUGACUUUAAGUCUAGCUCAGAGCCACAUGCAAAAGCACCUUUAAUAAAUAGUCACUAUUUUACAUGUUGUUUCUGGAAGGUCUCAGGUGCUCUCUUCUUUCUCAACAUCUUCUUAGACAACCCAACCCCAAUUACACUGUUUUAAAGAUUUACUUUUAAUUCAGUGGUAAAAAGCACUCCAGAAACGAUUUAUAAAGAAUGAGUGAAAGACUUCGUUCCUACUUAUAAGGCCAGGUAUUUUGGCAGUGGUGUGGUCGUAGUAGUCUCUGCUUGAAUGAGGGCUGUUGCAACAGGAGAAUCAAGAACAUUAGCCGGGAACGAGUAUUCCCCAUAGUGGGGCCACUGAGGUUUAAGAUUUGGGGGAGUGAAUUCAAGUGAGGAAGGGGAUUCUAGAGCCAGCUGUUACUAGAACGGGGCUGGGGGAGGGAUGCUGAAUCUAGACACAGCUGCACACAACCUGCACUUUCUGAGCUGCUCAAGUGCUCUAUUCUAGUUACUGCUGUCAAGAAAAGACCGAGGAAGGACAGUGAGGUUGAGGGUGCAGGAAGAAGCUAAUGAAAUCCCUCAGCAAGGCACAUACCUUUAAACGGAGUUCCUAAGGGAGGGAAGGCUAACAAACCUGGGGCAAUGUGACGGCAGCCGUGCUUUCCCUGGCUCAGAGGAAGGCGAGUCAUUUUUACUUUCCCCUCUUCCUGACAGCUGAGUAUCUUUUAAAUUAAGCUCUUUAGCCUGUUGGCCUGCUUUCUCCCUUGCACCCAACUGGUGUAGAUCUCAUCUCAGCACUUAUAAACUGCUGUGAGCUUACUUGGUUUUUGGUUAGGUAAGCCUGAUUUGAGACUCCCCAUUACUGGUCUACUGUAAGGUAAGCUGGUUAUACCCUCAGCCAUCACCCAAGGCCUCUAGCUUUGAUUCCUUGAUGACUUGCCACGUGCCCUGGAAUGUUCCUCAUUCCAGCAAUCUCAGGCAGUCCUUUCCACUAAAGCAGUUUUCCACCCCUGCUUGCACCUGUGAUUAAAAACCACCUAAACCACCAUGACCAAAUGGGACAGCCAAGUGGCUAAAUGGCAGGGAAGCGAAGUUCUUGGUGCCGUCAUUCCCAACUCCCUUUCGGCUAGUGCCCAGAAGCCCCUUCCAGGUGGUACUUCAGGCUGCUCGGGUAGCUUUGUCUCAGUGUCCAGGUGUUUGAGGUUCAUUCAUUGCGUAUCAAAUAAGGUGAAAGUGAGUGAUGAGCUCUAGAAACUCAAAAGGAACAGAACUAAGAAAAAGACAAGGGAGAGGCUUAGGAAAGGUGAAAGCAUUCAUUAGAAAAUAGUCUGUGACUGGUUUAAAGCAAACCAGGGUAGGUCUAGGAACUGCUAAUUAACUACAGAAGAGGACUCAUAUAAAGGUCAGGUUCUUUGGUUGUCCCAUCAGUGGUUCUGAACCACAGCUGUACACUGGAAUGGAGAGCAAAGCCUUGAAUCAUGGGCCCUGGGCCCAGAACCCACCAAAUGAUUAAACUGGUUUGGGAUGAA
Molecule: messenger RNA, 3580 nt
Organism: Lagenorhynchus albirostris (white-beaked dolphin)
Lineage: Eukaryota; Metazoa; Chordata; Mammalia; Artiodactyla; Delphinidae
Gene: ZNF79
Product: zinc finger protein 79
Exons: 6
Coding region: 577-2004 (475 amino acids)
Biological process (GO): regulation of DNA-templated transcription
Source: RefSeq, a predicted model, not a curated record